ACUGAGCACAGCUGGUGUCACACACAGGCUGUGGGAGUAAACACAAAUACUUCACGAUUUUCGUCCAAAUUCUGCAUUUCAGCUCAACAGCCCCUGUUUUUCAAGUCGUAAGUGUUCCCCAGAGUCGCAGCCCUGCAUUCCAAAAAGGAAGACGAGUACUUCACCAUGAGCUCAGACGAUGGUGACAUGGAGAACCAGGCUGAGCUGGAAGAGAAGACGAGGCUCAUCAACCAGGUGUUGGAGCUUCAACACACUUUAGAGGACCUGUCUGCCAGAGUGGACGCUGUCAAAGAGGAGAACCUGAAACUGAAGUCUGAGAACCAGGUUCUGGGUCAGUACAUUGAGAACCUCAUGUCUGCCUCCAGUGUCUUCCAGACCACUGACACCAAGAGCAAACGAAAGUAAGGAGAACCUCUGAGAGCCUAGACCUAAAAAAAUCCCACUCACAUUCCAUAACCUGAACCCAAAGCAUCCUGGAAGACUGGACUCUAAUAGUCGACACCAUGGACCCUUUUAUACUGCCUGAGCCUAAAACAUGUUUCUGAGCAAAGAUGGGUGUUUGCUAUGUGCACUAGGAGGCAGUGUUGUGUUUAUCAAAUCAGGAUGUACACGGAAGAGAAAAGACGGCUGUUUAUGAGUCCUGGUAGAUCAGUCAGAAAACAAAGGGCCACAUUUUUGAUGGGCUCAACUUACCGGCACAUGCACACAACUGGUUUUGAAAUGCAAAAGUUGAAAAGUCGUGUGAGCUGUGGUUACACCUCGUUGCAUAUGAAUGCAAAUAAGUAUCUUUGUAGAAGCAUGCUUUGACUUUAGUCAGCUGCAACUCAGACUUCCUCUUUCAUCCCAAACAUCUCCGAUUCCAGGAACCUGAGCACUGAGCAACACCUGACCCGUCUCUUAACAGGUGGUCGUAAAUUUGCUUUUGUCCAGUCCCCAAAUUUUGUACCAGUUACAAAUGUACAGUGGGGUUGUGAGGGAACAGCAGCCAGUAGUUUUUACAAAGCUCUCCUACUUUGCUAUGGGCGUUGACAUUUGGGCUAAAUUGUGGCUGUUGAUUAAAAUUGGAUUGAUACCUAAAUCAAGUGCACAUUUAAAGUCGUUUCAUACCGAGCAUGGAUUUUUGUCUGGAAAAAUUUGGAAAUUUAUAAAAGCUGAUAUUCUGGAUUCCUGUAAGUGCUUGCACACCCCCAAAGAAUAUUAGGCGCGGGAAAAAAUAUUUAGACUGACUUCGAUUUCAGCAGAUUUCCACCUGCAAAAAAUAUAUGUAGCCAAUGAAAUCCUUUGUUCCAACUGUUGUCAUACCUCCAGGCCAUAGCUAGCUUGCUGCCAAAAUGGGGGAACAUCUAAUUAAUUUGGUUUCUCAACACCCAUUACCGUACAACAAAUAUUGCGAUGACUACCUCUACAACCAAAUAAAGGACAGUGAAUGGCUUGCCCAGCAGCUGAAAUACAAGGAUGGUAAUGUAGCUGAUAUGCACUCGCUGACGUUACGUGUUCAUCACAGAAUGGGGCUAGGUACAACAGCUAGCAUUAGCAUAACCUUUUGGGUCUGAUUAGGGUAUGUAAUGUGUAGCUAAUGUUAGCCGUCUGGAUGGGUUUUGGUUAUGUGGAGUGGACGCUGGCACCAUUUAGGAGGAAACUCUUUGGGCCUCAUUUUUGAAAAUGAAAGACUUCACUGAGGAUAAUUUACACCAGACCCAGUGUGCAAAGUUGUCAUGUGUCAAUUUCGCAUUGCAGCGGUGAGAAACGGAUUUAAAUUUGUUUAGGGGUUAUUUUGUGCGGUAAAUGGUGGCAGAGUUGACUCAGUAGUCAGAGCUGAUUAAAUAUAAACAUUCACAACAAUGGACAAAAUAUGAAUCAAACAAAUUGAGGAAAUGUGCGCAGGGCUGAAAAACACAUUAUGACAUGAUAAUUGCUUUUUUUUUUUUGGACAUUUUAGAGGUUUAGAAAUAAAGUCACCUCCUAGACACCAUGCAAAUGGCGAUUUGGAGGUAAAUUCUUAUGCUGCAUUUGUUAUAACAUUUCCCAAAUCCUUUGUACCCCAUGCCGCACUCUAAUAGCCAUCUGUACACGCAACACAUAUUCCAGUGAGACAAGGCAGCUAACAGCAGUAAUAAAGCUAACUCAGACUACACAAAGUUAGCUGUACAGGUAGUGAAAAAUGAACUGUAUCCAUUUUGCAAACUAAAUACGGACAGCAUGGGUUUAAAGCACAGAGCCCCACUCACAUGAUUAACAUUAGCAUUACAGAGAUCUGUUAGUGAUGUGGACAUGGGUAUUAUAGCAGUAAUGCUAUUAUUGAUCUGAAAGACUGAUAAAAUUUUCAAUAUUUAGUAGACAGCAUAAACAGUAACAGUGUGUCUUACCUGUUUGUUCCUCGACAGGUCCUGUGCAAAGCUAUUCACCGCUUUAUUAAAAACAGAUUGCUAUAUGCUAAUAGCUAAUUCUGCCCCCUGAACCUACAGGGAGUUUUCCUUCUUGGGAUAUUUACGUACAUCUGUCAUGCAUUGCUUGUGAAGUUUAUGUAGUUAAUAUCAGAAAAUCAACUCUUUAUACAUGCUGUCAGUCAUUUCCCUUAGUUUUCUGUUUCCUCCAUCUCACAGAUGAUGAUAAUAUUCAUCAUCAAGGAGAAUAUGUCCACAGUCCAGAUAAUGUUGAGUUUCUCUCAAAGCCAUGCUCCCAGAUCUUAUUGGCCCCCAGGCACACACACACACACACACACACACACACUGAAAAAAGAAAUUUCAAUGCUCAACCCCUUCCAAUUUUUGAGUUACAAUGUUUAUGUUACACUUUCCUUUUCUCCUCGGGGCUUAAGGGCUUGAUUCAAACACAAUUUUUUCAGUGUUUGUUGAUGGGAAGCUGGUGAGGGAUCAUGUCUUUGUCACUGCACUAGAGACUCAUAUCGGCUUUUCACACAGCAUUCUCUUAGCCUCAGCUAAUGUAGCCCAUUUUUACUUACACAUUGUUUACCAAGGGUCAACCUAAGCCCAGGGCUACACAACUCACUUUCACUAUCCCAGGGCUAAAUGUUUGUUUGACCACAUAAUGCAUGUUAACAUUAUAACACGCUAUUGUUUACUUAGCCUUGUUUCUCACACUGGCAACUUUUAGCCCCAGGUGAAGUCCAUUCUCAGGAGAUAACCCUGCAAACUCGGGGCUAACUCUGCUCCAGAGCAGGCUAAAGUUGGCACACUUAGCAUGUGCCAGUGUGAUUUUUUUUUUUAUAUAUAUAUUCAGUUCAAUUCGAUUUUAUUUAUAAAGCCCAAUAUCACAAAUCACAAUUUGCAUCAGAGGCAGCAUACAACACCCCUCUGUCCUUCGACCCUUACAGUGGAUAAGGGACCCCCCCCCCCAGCCUGGGGCUAAGGACAGUGUGAAAAGUCUAUUACUGGCUGGUUGGGGUGUCUGCAUUGAGGCACGCAUGUCUGCUCCUUCCCUAACAGUGGAGUUAGCAACAAGGAGCUCAGCACAGGAGAAACUGGCUUUUUAAACUUGGGGAGAAAAAUAAAAAGUUCCUUUUGUUAUUUAUCAGACAGUAUUGCAGCUAUUGCCAUAUAUAGAGUAGAUAGUGUUUUUGUUGAUAUAAAAUGGUUUUAUUGUUACUGCUUCUAACCUCUCUAAAGAGAGGCGGGUCUAAAGGCCCCAGUCCUUUGUCAUUUCACUACAGUGUCACUUUUUUGUUGCCAUUUUGUUGCUGCUUUUUGCAAGUUUGCAAGGGAGUAAAUUACACUACUUAAAUGGUGACUGUUGCAGUUUGUAGCUGAGACCAUGUGUCAGUUUUUAUUUGAACUCAAAGAGUCGUGUGUAUAUGCUAAUUGUUAAACUUACCAUGUCUAGUUUAGCCUCUCAAUAAAUCAGUAACAAAUAUGCAUACUGUAUUUAUGCAUUUAGAUCAAACACAUCUAUAAAGUCUUGAAAUCUCUUUAACCCUGAUGCAUUUGUACAUUGUUUACAUAUGAUUGUUUUAUGUUGCUAAUUUGAAAUGACUUUAGUUUAAUAAAGUGAUGAUCCUUUUUGA
Molecule: messenger RNA, 4021 nt
Organism: Epinephelus lanceolatus (giant grouper)
Lineage: Eukaryota; Metazoa; Chordata; Actinopteri; Perciformes; Serranidae
Product: short coiled-coil protein B
Cellular component (GO): trans-Golgi network
Source: RefSeq, a predicted model, not a curated record